CACAAGAGGAACCUGAAGUUGUGACAGCUACGACGUGUUGUUUGUAAAUAGUAAUUUGUAAAUGUGGAGACGAAAAUUGUAUGUCUUUGCAGCCGAUAACUUGAUUAAUCACCCGUCUUCUUUUUCCGAACGAAAACGUCUUGUACGAAGAAAAUCAAGGUAUUUUCAGAUAUGAAUGGCAAACAAGCAGCUGCACUUUCAACUCGGGCAGAAAAAGAGAACAGGGUGUUGAGGGGACCACCUCAUGCUGUGCCCCAGACACAACGAGUGUGCCACUUCUACUCACAGGGCAGGCACUGUAAUUUUGGCAAGAAGUGCCGUUUCCUGCAUCAAAGAGGUGAGGAAGCCAAGCAGGCCCUGAGCACCCUGGAGAACAACCCCCUAAGUGGGGCAGACGGGGGGCAGGCGGAGGGCCAGGAGCCAGCAUGUCCGUCGUCUGUGUCAGACACACGGGAGACGACCAGACAAAAGACCUGCCAGCCCUCACCUGCAUCCAGGACCAGCCAGCCCAGAGAGCGUGCCAGUCGCCCAUGCCGCUACUUCCUCUCUGGGUUCUGUGCCAUGGAGGACAGGUGCCGCUUUGUGCACCCUCAGCAGUUCCCGCCCGUUGGAGACCGACCAGGUCCUACUGGGGCAAAUGGUGCCAGGGCGAGGACUCCCGUUGCCAGGCCGCACCAGGUGCAGCAGGAGGUCAAGCUGAGCGAGCUAACUGAGGAGGUCACUAAGCAGCUACGUGCCACGGAAAUUAACCAGCUGACCAAGCGGUUCCCUAAAGACAGGCUGAUUGUACAAGAGCGAGAGGAUGGCAAAGUCACAUACUACCGGGUCACAGUGCAGCCCACUGAUCCUGACUGGCCUUUUGAUUUGAAGGAUUUGGAUGUCAUGGUUUGCUUUCCAGACAGUUAUCCUCAAGAGGUGUUCACAGUGGACAUCCCAAAAGACCAAGACCUGCCUUCGGUAAUGGGAAGACACAUUCAGCAGGCGUCCACGGAGUGGCUGCAAGCCAAGUAUGCCACCAACCAGCUGAUGGGCAAAGUGGAGCUGCUCUUCAGGCCCUUCCUGCGCUGGUUGGACCGCAGCAUGGAGCGCCUCUUCACCGAGGGAGCCAGGAAGUUCAAGAAGGACAUUGAGGCAGAGAGGGCUGGGAUCCAGUUUGUGCCCUACCAGCAGCUACAGGCUGCAGUGUGCAAAGACUCCACUUCUGGCCUCUCCCCGGUUGCCUCUGAUACCUCAGCUCCAGCUCCGGUACCCUCUGGGACUGCCAGCAGUCUGGAGGGUGGAGGAAUUGAGCAGGAGAGGCAAGAGGAGGGCGAAGAGGCCCAGGCUGAAUUAGAGAGCGAUGUUGAGGGGGAAGAUGAGGAGGAGGAGGAGGAGGAGGUAGAGGGGGAGGAGGGUGGCAGCCGAAGGGUGGAGAACAUGAAGAGUGGCGAGCGGCGCAGGGGCACAGAGGUCAAACUGCUGGGCUUACAGCUUGGCGAGGGCACUGCAACCUUGGUGGCCAGACGGGUCACUGUGUCGCUGCAGUGCAGUAGGUGUAAGGUGGCGUCGGACCUGACCGUGAAUGGGGGGCUGGGGUGCACGGCUCAGUGUGAGAAGUGUGGCGCAGACAUCAGCGCAGCCUUCCGCCCCGGCAUGCUGCACCAGUACAGCGACGUGCUGGGAUACCUGGACCUGAGUGGAGUGGUGCCCAUGGACCUGGUGCUGCAGGAGUCUGAGCUGGUGGUGGGAUGCUUAGGCUGCUCCCAGGAGGAUGCACUGGAGAACUUGGCAUAUGGGCAGAACAAGGAGACCAACUGCCAGCAUUGUCACAGCAAACUCAGCAUCUUUGUGGACAGCACCCGAUUCCAGCUCAUCCAGCCUCAUUCUAGAAAGCAGACAGGGCAUGGUGAGUCAACAACACAUCCUCUCCGACAUAGACACCCUGACAUCCAGGGAGGGAAGCCCCUGCCAGACAAAGGGGCCUGCAGACACUACAAACAGAGUCAUCGCUGGCUUAGGUUCCCUUGCUGUGGUCGAGUCUACCCAUGUGACGUGUGUCACGAUGAGGAUCAGGAUCACCCCAUGGAGCUGGCCACCAGGAUGGUCUGCGGCCACUGUGCCAAAGAACAGCCCUUCAGUAAUGGUAAGCCAUGUGUAAACUGCGGCGGUAUGAUGACAAGGUCAGCUCACAGCAUUCAUUGGGAGGGAGGUCUAGGUUGCAGGAGCAAAGUCAAAAUGAGCAGGAAUGAUCGGCAUAAGUAUGCAAACACAAAUAAAACCAUAUCCAGGAAAUCAACCAACAAGAACUGACAUAUUCAAGAUUCAACAUCAGCACUGGAGUCGAUGGCUGGGUUUUAUUUUGCACUGAACCAUUAUAAAAGACUAUUUUUUUUUGACAAUAAAUCAUAACUUCACCACUUGUGUGAAGACAAUCAGA
This is a messenger RNA of Clupea harengus (Atlantic herring), 2416 nucleotides long. RefSeq lists its product as uncharacterized. Gene Ontology annotation, molecular function: zinc ion binding. NCBI's taxonomy places the organism in Eukaryota, Metazoa, Chordata, Actinopteri, Clupeiformes, Clupeidae. The record is from RefSeq and is a predicted model, not a curated record.